CAUGCCGAACACGUGCUGCAUGCGUGAUCCUAGCGCUGUUUUGACACGUUGCAAUGCGAUAAGAGUAUGCAACAUUAUAUUGCAACGACGAUCAGAGUAUGCACAGCUGAUUGCUUAGUAUGGUGUCUUACUCUAAAAUAGUUUUAACCAGUGCGGAGUGGCAGUGGGCAAGUGCUUGUUAUUGUCAACUUACUUCACGGAAAGUUCUGCCUUCAUUGGUCGUUAACUUGGCUGUACCGUCGAGACUACAAAAACGAUCCUUUGCCAUCAUGGUUGCGCAGGGAUAUGAAGAAGCCAUCACUGCUCUGAAUGGAUUACAGUCUAAUGCGGCCACCAUCCCAAAUGUACGGAUGCAGAGUGACCUCAGCCAUUUCCAAUUACCAGAAACUAUAAAAUAUAUGCAGCGGGCAGGUGUCACCAUUGAUGAUCUUGAUCAACUGUCAGUUAUACAUGUAACAGGAACUAAAGGCAAGGGCUCAACAUGUGCCUUCACUGAGCAAAUAUUGCGCCAACAUGGAUACAAGACUGGCCUUUACACGUCUCCUCAUUUAGUGUCAGUGACAGAACGCAUCAGAAUAAAUGGCCGGCCAAUCCAUCGUGACGAUUUCACUAAACACUUCUGGAAUGUUUAUAACUCACUUUAUUGCAAGCAGGAGGGCCAAAAGGAUAUGCCUGCAUAUUUCAAAUUCAUGACAGUGUUGGCUCUCAAAGUUUUCUUGGAAGAAAACAUAGAUGUGGCUGUGCUCGAGGUUGGCAUUGGAGGUGAAUAUGACUGCACCAACGUUGUGAGGAAGCCUGUGGCAUGUGGCAUCACAAGUCUGGACUUGGACCACACUUCCCUCCUGGGCAACACUCUCGCUUCCAUAGCCUGGCACAAAGGCGGCAUAAUCAAGCCUGGUGCUGGAGUCUACACCACUGCAGGGCAGGAUCCUCAAGCAUUCAAUGUCCUGCUGCAGCGGGCUGCUGAAAAACAAUGCAAGUUGCUGGUGUGUCCAGCUCUGGACGACUACUCAAGCUGGACUGGCGCCCCCAUCCAUCUCGGUCUUGCUGGUCAAGUCCAGCGCAAUAAUGCCUCUCUGGCGCUCCAGCUCGCCAGACACUGGAUCUCUAAGCACGAUGUUGGCAACCACGUAAGAUCAAGCAGUGAUGAUCAUGUCAGUGAGCCUCUUGGCCUCGAUGUGGAAGGACGCGUCGCUCCUGCGUUCCCCUUGACUUACGAAGAGACCCGCGCCCUCCAAGAGGUUGUGUGGCCGGGUCGGUCCCAGGUGUUGGAGUUGGAGGGCAAGUUGACGUUCUUCCUUGACGGCGCCCACACGAGCCAGAGCAUGGCGGCCUGCGCUCAGUGGUUCAGUGAGGCGUCCGAGCAGCGGCGAGUCAAGCAAAGACAGAGCCGAUGUAUGAAAGUUCUUUGGUUCAACGCUACCGGCGAUCGAGAUGUCCAGAAGCUGCUUCAGAAGUUGCUUGAAGAGGACUUCGCAGUAGCCAUAUUUAGCACUAACAUGGCGUCACAGGACCCUAAAUUUGUAGACCAAAUCAACAGGACGGUGUCGGGACGAAGCGUCCUGCUGCGAUGCCAGACCAACUCGGAGACUUGGCAAUUUCUGCUGUCGUCACGAAUAUCCCGUCAAUGCUCAAAAAACAUCAGUGCCGAGACAAAAUAUGAGCCCAGUGUCGUUUGUAAGGAGGAAAACCAUAUGGAUUGCAUCAAUGUAAGAAAAAUCAACGAUGUAGACCAUUUUCCUCUGAGAGAUGUGACUGACUGCCGGCACGGCGAGCUGGGACAUGAGAAUUGUGGGGUUCAAGAUAGUGGAAUGAAUGCGAGUAGUAGGGAGGGGACCCGAGAAUUUCAAAAGAAACACUCGUCAGAAAAAUAUUCUUUAUUGGAUAAAGGCAGAAAUACGUUCGAGUCUAAUCCAGUAGCCAUUGGUACCAAUGUGAAAACCGAAAAAGAACCUUCAAUUAUUCACGAAAAUCGAAACUCAACUUUGGAAUCAUGUUCUGAUAGUGACUGUGUUAACAUUUUGUCAUCUACCUUUGUUGAAAACAAGCAGAGUGAUCAGGCGAGAAAACGAGAGACUGUUCUACAAGAGAACAUUUUCUCCACGAAAGGAAUGAAAUUGCUUGCAACUCAAAUUUCCAAUAAGCAUGUGAAAUCAUGCUUGAAGGAUGAAAAUUCAACUGAGACCAUAAACGCAAGUUUGGACCGGACACAUAUGUUGCAGCUCAUAGGCGCCGACGACUCGGAAAAUUCCUCACGAGCUGUGGUUAUCCCAUACAUACAAGAUGCCCUGCACUGGUUAAUUAACUCAAGCUUGGGCCUCAAUAACAACCAGAAUGAUUCAGAAAAUCGCGCUCGAGAUGAUCACGUUAGUCAUGAAGUAGAUCCCGUACGUGAGGCGUUGGCAGAAGCUGAUCAAAUUCACGUUUUGGUGACAGGAUCUCUUCACUUGGUUGGAGGAGUCCUAGCAAUUCUGGAUCCUUCUCUCGCCGACAGUCAGUCACAAAAACUGAAGGCGCCGAUGCAUAGACAUAAAAUGGCCUGUUAUUCUUCCCCUGGUGCGCCGUGAUGUGCCAAAAUAUUUUACUAUAAGUAAGCGCAAAAUAUAUCAUUUGUUGAUGCGGAAAUAUAUGUUACCGUUUCAACAUCAAAUACUCCAUGACAUUUUCGAGAGAGCUGAUGAGCGCUUAAUGUUACCAGACUCACUAAAUACAGCUAAUUGAUUACUGUUUAAAUCAUGCAUGUUCCCUGACUGCGAUAUUAUUCAGUUUAAUUUAACUUUAAAACUAUAAAUUUAAGGACUUCCUUGUGAAAUUUGUGUAAUAAAAUCAUUGCGUGUCUAUAAAGAAGUUAAUUGUUGAAUGAAAUGCAAUGCUUUAUCUAAUUUGUACUUACAUAGCUUGUUGAGGUAGAUAUGUGUGUUUUUAAAAUGUACCUAGUGCAGCUCAAAACGAUCUUAUUGAAUUUGUAUGGUGGCCUUAUUGCAGAACCAUUUUUUACUAUACAGUAUGUAUAUUAGUGCCUUUUAACGUGCGCUCCUCGUAUGUCCCUCAUUCCACCACUUGGUUUUUUUUCUGAUUAGAUGUUAUCCCAUAAAACUUUUUAACAAUCAACAGCUCAAGAUUUUUCCAGUAUUCAUGGUAAGCUUUCUUUGCUGUUGCUCUAUCCUAGGUAUAAUUUUAUCACUUAGCUGCCAGUAAACGUGCAUUAUAUACCAGUUUUGAAAGGAGUUCCUUUAGUAUCUGGAAAGGUUCAGUGAAGACUAGUAUACGAAUGCGUUAAUAUAGCUAUGAUAGAUUGUUGAAUGUUCAUAAAUGUAAAUGCUAAAUAUUAUUUAGCUCCAUAAUUCAGAUGAGCAGAAUUUAUAAUUUUUGUACCGAGUUAUUAGAAAGAACUCAGUAAUAAAUAGCCGUAUAGUUGACACGUCCAUAAACCUUGUGUCCACUCUACAUACUACCACUUAUGAGUAAAUGAUCCAAUUUA
Messenger RNA from Hyalella azteca, 3481 nucleotides. RefSeq names its product folylpolyglutamate synthase, mitochondrial-like. The coding region runs from base 120 to 2567 and encodes 815 amino acids. NCBI's taxonomy places the organism in Eukaryota, Metazoa, Arthropoda, Malacostraca, Amphipoda, Hyalellidae. The transcript is spliced from 10 exons. The record is from RefSeq and is a predicted model, not a curated record. Gene Ontology annotation, biological process: tetrahydrofolylpolyglutamate biosynthetic process. Gene Ontology annotation, cellular component: mitochondrion; cytoplasm; cytosol. Gene Ontology annotation, molecular function: ATP binding; tetrahydrofolylpolyglutamate synthase activity.